Molecule: messenger RNA, 4203 nt
Organism: Vanessa atalanta (red admiral)
Lineage: Eukaryota; Metazoa; Arthropoda; Insecta; Lepidoptera; Nymphalidae
Product: RAB11-binding protein RELCH-like
Exons: 16
Coding region: 145-3603 (1152 amino acids)
Biological process (GO): intracellular cholesterol transport
Cellular component (GO): recycling endosome; trans-Golgi network
Molecular function (GO): protein binding
Source: RefSeq, a predicted model, not a curated record
CAAACAGUGCUCAUUCUUCAAUUUUCACUGUGAGAACCAAAUAAUUAUCAAAAAUAUAAACAUAAGUGAGAAUGUGAUUACCUCAAGAAAUCCUAUUACCAAUAUUUUUGUAUCUGUCAUGUUUUAAAAUAAAGUAACGUGAAAAUGAAUCCAUAUAAGGAUGCAGAAGAGAGUUCUUUCACGACAUUACAUCUCACAUAUGAAGAUAUAGCGACAAAAUUGUUAAAAGACAAUUUAUUUUUAUCUGCUUUGGAACUUCAUACGGAACUUGUAGAAAGCGGCAAGGAAUUACCUCAACUAAGAGAAUUCUUUUCUAAUCCUGGCAAUUUUGAGCAACAUGUAUCGCGAGCGACUGAUAUUAGUUCUAUGCACCGUACACCAAGUCAAGCUACAUUGGACUCUCUAGACACAGCUAGGUAUUCUGAAGAUGGAGGUGGGGAUCGCGGAGGAAGUGGUGGAGAUGUAGCAGUGCUUGAGUUUGAACUUCGAAAAGCUCGCGAAACUAUUAAUGCAUUGAGAGCAAAUCUCACUCAAUUUGCAGAUGGAGAAUCAUCUUUAGAUAAAACAACAAAAGAUAACUUUAAUGAAAGAUCUUUAAAGCCACAUGAGAAAAGAGCUCUGAAUUUUCUCAUAAAUGAAUACCUAUUGCUUCAAAAUUACAAGUUGACAAGCAUUACUUUUUCAGAUGAAAAUCCAGAUCAGGAAUUUGAAGAUUGGGAUGAUGUUGGCUUAAAUAUGACGAGACCAUCUAGUUUGAUAUCCUUAUUUAGAGGAAGCACUAAUAAUCUGAAUGUAACAAAGGAGGACACUGCUGUGAAUACAAGUAUAUCAUUGGCAGAAAUGGAGUGUCAGACUGAUUUUGAUGAAGGCAAUGUAUGUGUUAGUUGUCAAACAUCAUUAGACCAUGACUCUGAAUGGAAUCAUGAGCUUUUAAUUCAGGCUGAAGAGAUAGAGUUGCUUAAACAAAAAAUAAUAGCUCUAGAAACAGAAAAGUUAAACUUUCAAAAGUUGUAUGAUGCUGCUUUAGUAAGUUUGAAUUCACUGACAAGUCCCACUUCUGAGGGCAAAGCUCUUGACCUGCAAAUACCAGGUGAAAAGUUGUUCAGUGGUCAAUCAACAUUAGAACAGACUUUUGAAAACAAGCCACUUCCUUGUACAGCUUCAGAGAAUCAUUAUGGUAGUGGAAAUUCAACACAUAGUGUCACACCAGAGCAAUUUGAGAUGAUAUACAGUGAGAAAAAUGGUGGAUCAACGAAAAAAGAAGGUUCAAACACCAGCUCAUUUGAACCCGCGUUGCUUGGCGACAGUGUUCGCGGCUCACCCUACAGGCGUGGCAGCGUGACCACACUCGACGAAACCUUGAGUAUCAACGACGCGGGCGAGUGGACGCGCGUGCAAUAUGAGUAUAAUACCAUUGAGAACAGCAAGGAAAUGUGGAUUGACAGUAAUCUUCCUAACAACUUGAAGGAAUCGAUACUGUCGUGGUGUUACGACUCAACUGAUCUUAAUGAGCCUCUAGCCAACGAUCUACUCUCAGACUUGGUAACCAGCAAACAACCCAUCACAUUACCUGGACUGCUACCAUUAGUAGCGGACACACUGCCUCGAGUGCUGCCGCACACGCUGGUGUCGCGGCGCGGCGAGGCGGCGGCGCUGCUGGCGGGCGCGGCGGCGCUGCUGCCCGCUGGCGACGCGCGGCGCGCGCGCACGCUGCACGCGCUGCUCACGCUCUACAAGAAGCCCGAGCCGCCCGACGCCAGGGCCGUCUGCGAAGCGACAUGUCUAGUCGUAAAGUGGGGUGGCAGUGGUGAAGUGCUAUCUUCGAUAGCGGAACUCCUGGCGUCCAGGUCCCCCGAGCGAAGAAUACUCGCCAGCCAAAUCUGUCUCUCGAUAGCCCCAUAUGUGCCCAUCGAGCUGUGCACUUCCCUGUUGCUCAGUCUGGUCGUACUCAUGUGUGAGUCUAGUGAACCGGAAAUAAGGAGCAUCGGUCUCAAGUCCGCCUGCCUGGUAUGCCCUGUCGCGGAGCACAAGUAUGGGCAGCUGGAGAACAUCAUGUUUAGCUUCCUGAAGGAUUCAGUGGAGAAGAAUGUUAAAGAUACUAUUAGUGUAUUUGUGCCAAUUUUGGCAAGGAGUUCUCUAUUUGCUGGCAAAUUUUCGUCGGAUCUGCUUAGCAGAAUAAUGAACAAUUUAGUGUUAGCGAGCACAGAUAACGAAUGGAAAAUCGUAAUUUUAUAUUUGGAUGUGAUGCAAGCUUUAGUUUUAGCGCAACUGGCCUAUGUAAUUAAUGUACAAUUAGUUAAAGAUACAAACCUGAGUAACUGUGAUAUGGAAACCGUAAACCUGCAAGAAGUGCCGUUGAGUGAGAAAAAGUUUAUAGAUUUACAAUGUUAUAUGACUGAUGAUGUUGAUGCUAAGAUUUUAUUAACAACAAUGAAUAGCUUAUUAAAAGAUAACCCUGAGGCGAGAUGGGAGGAAUUGAAUUGGUUUAUUAGUGUAGUAAAACAAAUUUUAGAUAUAGCAACAAAUAGCAAGAUAUUAAGUCACCACGCAAUAUAUGAAAUGCUUAUAAAUUUAUUUAAUAAUUACGUAGAUAACUUUGGUGCUGAAUUCUCUUCGAAAAUCUUAAAUCCUAUAUUCAAAGAGAUAAUUAUGGACUUAGAGAAUAAAUUAGAGAAACUACACGCAGUCAAUGUUGAUCGUGUCGUUAUAGUUGGCAUUUACCUAAUAACGGUAUUGAUAGCGUGCGAGGAAAGAACGAAACAUGGAGAAUUUUUGGAAAAAUGGGUCAUGUACAGCAGCUUGAGAGGUCUUCCAACGAAAAUAUUUUCUAUUCCUUUUAAAUAUUUGGCACAAAACAAGCCAGAUACGCUAAAUUUCUUUUUGCAACAUCUACGGGAAUUCUCAGCCACUAGUUGCGACAGUUCGAGCGGCAGCGCCGUCCGCGUGUACAUCGCGAACCUUAUCACGGAACUCCUGAACAUAACGGACGUAGAGGAGGAGUGUAUAGACAAACAGCUCCUACCCGCCAUCGUCGCCUUGCUUUAUGAUGACGAUGUGUCGGUCCGCGAGGCGGGGCUGUCGGCGUGGGGGGGCGCGGCGCGGCGCGUGGCGGGCGACGCUCGCGUGUGGGCGCCGCUGGAGGGCGCGCUGGGCUCGCGGGAGCUGUCGGCCGGCGAGCUGGCCCGCGCCGCCGAGGCGCUCGCGCUGCUGCUGCUGCCCCACGAGGACGGCCGGCCCGCCUCCGAGAGAGCGGUGUCGGCGCUGUGCCGGCUGUGCGAGUGCGGCGCGGCGCGCGCGGCGGCGGGCGCGCUGUGCCCCGCGCUGCAGCUGGCCGCGCACCGCUGCGCGCCGCACCGCGACCUGCCCCGCGCGCUGCGGAAACUAGAAGAGAUCGUUCAAGCGCCGUCCCUGUCGCAGUACAAGCCGGCGAUCGAGGCCCUGUUGCAGGUCGUGGGCUCGCCUGGCGAGGUCCCGCGGGGCCCGUCCCCUCGCCCGUCGACCAAUCUCCAGGCCGCUCAGGAAGUCGGUAGAAGGGUUACGCAAAUAUUUCAACAGUCCAAAACUAAUAUGAAUCUGCAGAACAUUUUUAAGAAAAAGACGUAGUCUGAAGGAUGCUUUUUAGAGUUUUUUUUUCAUCUGGAUUGAGAUAUAAUUUUUGUGCAACUUCUAUGAAUAAAAUUAGUAUAGAAGCCAUUUAAAACACACUAUCACUCAAUAUCAUUAGUAAUUAAUUACUUAAUUUUAAUUAUGUAUUACUUUUGCUUGGGUCGAGUGCUUUUAUAAAAGUAACGAAUUUUCGAUCACAUUAUAAAAGACUUCCUUAACGUUAAAACUAAAAUUCUUGUAUAAAUUCUUGUGGCAGCCAUGUUAGUGAUUGGUAGAGAUGAUACUUGAUAUCACAAUUUCUAUGUUUCUAUAAAACAUUCGCUUUAUUCUCAGCUUUAUAUAAUAAUAGAUAAUAUUUCGUAAGAAACAUAAUAUUUUAUGGACAAAAGGCAUUUGUACUUAAUUAUUUUAAAUCUCAAAAGUUCCAUAGACAAUAUUUUUUUCAUAGUUAAUAUUCUUUAUGUUGACAUAAAAGUUUAUAUUAAUGUUAUUGUUGAAAUGACUUCCCCUAUAAAGUGCUUCUCCCUAUCGUUAAGUAAAUGAAUUGUAAAUAUUUUUUUAUCGUUGUACAAAUGUUGCCGGUAUUGUUUAUUUUAA